CACACAUCCAUCCCACACUCGCACAUAAUACCCAAGGCUUCGCAUCCUCGGCUCGCACAGCCCAUCCGCUCGGGACGGUAACCAACGCCGGAUGGGAUGUGGAGUCGUCAGGUGCAGCCGUCACCGCCACCUUCUCUGACGACCUCUGGAAAUCAGAGCUCUUGACGAGGAGGAGGAGGAGGAGGAGAGGAAGAUUAAUCCCGCUAAACCGGCUCUUCCCCCUCCCUUUUCUUGCACCUUGCAAGACCGCCAGACUGCCGGGAGUAGCCGAGGGGAGCACCGCGGAGUCCUGAAAAAUGGAGAUCAUCGAAACAAGCACGAUUCAGCAGGAGAGGCUCCAGGCUAUAGCGGAAAAGAGAAAACGCCAAACGGAGAUUGAAAACAAACGGCGACAAUUAGAAGAUGACAGGCGCCAGUUACAGCACUUAAAGUCAAAGGCUCUGCGAGAGAGAUGGCUGCUGGAAGGAGCUCCAUCAUCCACAGCAGAAGAGGGUGAAGCCACAAAGAAGCUGAUGGAGGAGGACAACUUGAAGGCCAAGGAACUGGAAGAGAACAUCCAGAGGUUGGAGAAAGAAUUGGAACAACUGGAAAAUGGCAUCUCAGCAUCUUCUACCAAAGAGAACAUGGCUGAGGAAACAACCAGAGUGGUGGUCAAGGAAGAGAAGCUACCCCACACGCCGAAGACUCCUCUAGGCUCAGCCAAAGCAGACAACAAAAUCUCCAACAGUCCCAUAAAAGUGGUGGAAGGCAAGGGCAGCGGCUUGAUGAAAGCAGCUAUGUACUCUGUAGAGAUCACUGUGGAGAAGGACAAAGUCACAGGGGAGACCAAAGUCCUGUCCAGCACCACUAGACUACCCAAAGAGAACACAGUUCAGGGAGUCAAAGUGUACGAGGACGAGCUGAAAGUGGUCCAUGCAGUCCGUACCGAAGAUGGGGCUAUUGAGAAUGGUGUCCACCAACUCAGCUCAUCCGAAGUGGAUGAGCUCAUCCAUAAGGCCGAUGAAGUGACCCUGAGUGAAGUCUCUGAGAAGGCUGCCAAAGAGGCCCAAGGCAAGCUCCCAAGCCAGAAGGUCACCCCCCGGAAGGAAAUCACAGGUGUGCAGGCUAAACCAAUGGAGAGCCCAAAGCUUGGGGGUGAUGGCCCAGAGCCUAGCAAAGAACAACCCGUCACCAUGAUCUUCAUGGGCUACCAGAAUGUGGAAGAUGAAAAUGAGACCAAAAAAGUGCUGGGGCUCGAAGGAGAGCAAAUCAAGGCCGAACUGGUGGUGAUAGAAGAUGCUGAGAAUAAACCAGCAGGAGACCACACAGCAGAUCACGCCCCACCUAAUGGCAGCGCGAUGGAACCCUUGCCUCAGAAGGAGGAAAACCAAGUUGGAGCACAGCCAUCAGCCAAUGACACGGACCCGAAAGGAGCAGACCAGGAUCUUGACGUGAAGAAACAGCGUUGUAAAUGCUGCUCGGUUAUGUAAGAGGCCCUUGCCAAGCCCCUCCCUCAACUAUACAGCCAAUCAGGACUGCCUUUUCCCAUCAUUCUCACCUGGACACCUUGACUCCGCCUCUCCAGUUACCUUCUCAAUUCUACAAAGGUCUGAGUUCAAAGUGUUGCUAUUUUUACUUAACAAGAUGUGCUAUUUGCAUCCCCCCAAGGAUGUUCCCCCUCCCUUAUUUUCAAGUGACGGGGGGGGGGAAUAUAAGUGCAGUGCUGGUGAAAUCAUGUAAAAUAGCCAACAAUGACACUAAAUUGCCAGUCUGAUUUUUUUCCUGCCUCCAUUAACUCCUUUAUUCAUUAUUUCAUAAAGGAACAGACCCAAAAUUUAAUGAUGGAAGUGAUCAAUCAGUCCAGUCCCUUUUCUUUCCUAUUUGGACAUUUUAAAUUGUAAUGGUUGAAUAUUCCAUGGAGACCUUUUGAUUAGAAAUGAAAACGAGUGAAUGCUUCCCCACAGUUCAGUGCUGUUUCCAUUUUCUGAAAUGUUUAAAAAAGAAAAUUAACCGAUCAAGGAAGGAGACUCACCAUUCUUGGCUUCCUCUUGAAAUUUCUGAAUCUUUUGAAAUCCAAUUAUCUUUGAUAUCUCCCAAAGUCCUUCACAUCCUAAUUUCCUUAAGGAUACUGGUGACAAAAAUCUUCUACAGUGGGAAUGUUAAGAUCAGAAAACCAUCAAGCAAACCAAGUUUUUCACAAGUUUUAAAAACAGGUCAACUCGUGUUUUUUUUUUUUUUGUGCACCACAGAACUUGGUCCUGAACCAAAGCAUCCAGAUGUUGGAAAUUGGUUUCGCCUCCAAAAUAACUCCAUGACAUCUUCACAAGAAUUUAUUGGCCUUCUCAUCCUGUUGAUUGCAGGAGCUUUGACAAGGAUGUAAUUGUUGAGCUUUAAAGCUCUGAAAAAGAAAAAACUGGGUUGAUUUUGUAUGUUUUUCCCCCCCAAAAUACCAUGACAACUACUCUGGACUAUAAGACUCUGGGCCUAUGGUUGAUGUCCGAGUAGACUUUAUGAUUCAGUGAGCGAUCUCUAUUGAUGAUAAGAAUUAUUGACACUAGAUGUAUAUUUUAUGGCUGUUAGACCAGUCUUCCCCAACCUAGGAUUUACACAUUGGACCAUUUGGCUACAGAUGAUGGGAACGGUCAUCUAACACAUCUGAAGGGCAUCUAGAUUGGGAAAAGAUAUGAUGGAUUCGCUCAGUGGAAUAGAGAGCUGUGCUGGACUGUCAGGUGCUCAGCAUCAGAUAAUGUACCUGCAAAUAGUUAGGAGGCAGAAAAAACAGUCCAGUGAAAGAACCAAGAUUAGUCUGGUGGGGGGAAUGGGAGGGUCAUAGGUUUCCCUGAUGGAAGAGGCAAAAGGCAUUUAAAACCAACAGUAAGCAAAGACAUAGGAUGGGAUGUCACUGGCACAAAGUAAACAAUAGUGAAACUUAGAAGAGAUAAGAAUUGGUGGUUCUGUGGUUCCUGAUAAGCUUCAUCAAGGAGAAAGGUCCCUGAUAUCAAUUUGGGGGGCUGGGGGGGGGGGCUUGUUCUGAGAAUAAUUCCUUCUCUCUGCUUCCCCAUCAAGUCCUUUAAGGGAAAAAGUGCCCUUGGCACUCUUAGAUAUUUAACAAGUAGUCUUCCCUUCCCUCCUCCUUAUCUUUAUCUGGGCCUUUCCCAUUUUUAUUUACAUCCUUUAAAGGGUUCUUCAGUUCAAGGCUGCUUCACAAACAUUUCUCCUAAUUUGUGGUGGCUGGAAUUUUUGGAGACCAGAUGGAUCAGAUUGAAAAGGCGCUGACUAUCUCCAUCCCCCCCCUAAAGAAACUAGAGUCUGCCACAUGUCUCGGCUUCCAUUCCUGAGAUAUUACAACCUGAACUGUCAAAGUAAACAGUUCCACUUCAGCUACUGAGACAAAUAACAUAAGUAAUAUUUGGGUUUUUCUGGGGCUACCUUGCAUUCCCCAAUUGUAUGGAGACCAUAGCUUCCAGGGGUUCCCACCUGGCAUAGAUCUGUCAAUCAAAAUUCUGGGAAAUGUAGUGUCAUGAGGUUCCAGAUUGUAGAAGGUCUAUCCCAUAUAUAUGAAAUCAGAGGCAAAAUAUAUGCAAAUCUCCAUAUAUGUGCAUAUAUAUAAAAUCUCCAGGUUAAUCAUCCUUCUGGCCAUGAUCAUACCUAGUUAACAGGGCAUCUUAAUUUUUAUUUUGCUUAACUAAGAUCCAUGGAUUGGCCUUGCUUUCUAAGCUGUUCCCCAGCUUAGACCCCUUCAUGCUGGUCAACUGUCUGUGGGGCACCGCUGAGCAGUAUAAUAACUGCACUUCCUGUUGUUCUACUCCUUCUUAGAUCAUCAGCACAGCUUUCUUUUCAAGCACUCUAAGAUGGAUGAUCUUUGAAAAUAUAGAAUAGUGUUCAAGGAUGGAAUGAAGAAACCUCAGUUCCCACCAAAUUCAGCUGAAAGCUAGAUUCCCACUGAGCCUUUCUAAGCCUGAUUUGCUGAAAAGGUGAAAGAUAAAGUUCUAGUAAUUUGAACAAGUUCCACUUUAAAACCAAAUUUAUCUUUUGGUUUGUUCGGAUGGAGACUUUCUCAUUUGCACUUUUUUUUUCUUUUUUUGUGAACUGAUGAGUUAGUUCUUCCCCUUCCAGAUAAUUGAAAACUGUAUGGAUAUUGUUUUCAAAGCAUCUCCUGAAUCUUUCCCAAGCUCUGAACAAACUGUUGCAUCAGUUUCUCAAAAUACUAUAGCUUCCAAAUGUUGUAUCUCUACUAACCCACACAAGUCUUAGGAGCAGGCCUUGACAAUUCUUCCUUGGAUCUGAUGGAAAAGCAAUGAAGAAACUGUUAUAUGGUGAAGAAGACCCUCUGUGCACAUAAGGGUGCUUCCCAUAAGACUUUGAAGGGUUUUUUUUUCAUCCCAAAACACUAGAAUCCUACUGAUCAGUAUCCAAGAAUUUUAGGAUUUUGGAGUAUGUUCCCCAUUCCAUCUCCCCAGCAGUGUUGAGAUUUGUGACUGACAGGCAACGGAAUCUGAUAACUCUACUUGCAAUGUUAGAGUUCCAAGUUAAGGAAAGUCAUUUUGAGGACACUUCCUUGCAUUGACCAAAAGAACCUGGAAGAAGAGUUUUCCAUAACGAUAUCAUUCAAAUGCCUUCUUCCAUCUGUAUUCAUAAAAUGCAUCCAUGCAAAGUUUUAGGGCAGGGAGCAGUCACUGGGUGAGCUGCUUUUGCACAUUUCUGCUUGGCUUGACAAUCAUAUUUUUCCGAAGGAAGUCAUCCUGUUACCUUUCUCAUCCCAUGUUCUGCUUCCUUACUUUCCCAUAAUUAGCAAAGCAACAGGUGUAUUGGAAGAAGCCAUGCAGAGAUGCCCUGUUACCUCUUUCACCAGAGACGUUGGGCAAGGAUCAAACUUGAACAUUUUGCCUGUACAAUGAACUGUGCACCCCUCUGAAUUCAAAUUAUUUGUCCAUUGCGAUCAGGGAUAUCCACAGUAGCCCUAAAAUGAAGCAGCCAAUUGAAUCUGGAAGUUUUGACAUUCAAAGCAUAGGCAGUCCUGUUGAGUGAUGGGUGUUCUUCAAAUUCACUUUCUUUUAAAAAUGUCCUAAAUUUGCAAACCUUGAUGAAGAGUUGAAGGCAAUCUUAAAAGAGGAAGGAGCAAGAUUCCAUGGUUUGACCACUAUGUAGUGUCCCCCUGCAGCUAAUCUUUAGAGGUGGAGAAGGAAUUUCCCAUUCCAGCAUUGAGAUGAUCAGCAUCUAAGAAUGUGACAUGGGUUAUCUUUUGAGGGCAAAUCACAGAGCUGGGUCUGGAUGCAGAAAUCUCAGCACUAAUACAGGUGAACUUUCCACAACAUUCGUCUGGAUUCUCACUUGUCUAGUUGGGGCUCCACAUGAUAAUGUAGGCAAUAAAAAAAAUAGAUAUAGGGGCUGAGCUGCUUCUGCUAUGUCAUUUAGAACAGUAUUUCUCAACCUUGACAACUUUUAAGAUGCGUGGAUUUCAACACCCAGAAUUCUGGUUGGGGAAUUCUGGGAUUUGAAGUUCAAGCAUCUUAAAAAGUUGUGAAGAUUGAGAAAUACUGCGUUAGAGCUUAGUCAUUUGCAUUCGAUCAGUGCCAGACAAGAAUCCACAUCUGGACUAUGCCUUAUUUUAUUACUAUUUCCCCCCACACAUCUCUCUCUGGCUGAAAAUUACCUUUGCAUUUCCAAAUAGGUGAGAGAUUGGGGAUGGAGACCAAGGAACUAAUAUUUAAAAGCUCAAAAAAUAUUGCAUUGGUAGUUACGAUGAAGGGGCACGAUCAUACUAAUCGAAUUAUAAAAGGGAUUCCUUGGGAUUUAAGCUGGAUUCAACCAAUCUCCGUGGUUGGGCAAGGCUGGUUGUGCUUAAAAAGUUAUCACGUAUUAUUCUGUUACAAUAAAACUGAAUUAUCCUGCAUAAUAAAUACAAUGUAUGGGUGGUGAAAGAGGGUGUUUAAAAAUGAGAGAUCAAGAAUUGUGCGGUGGAGUGGAGGAAAUCCCCGUUCAAGAGAUUCUGGGAAUCCCUUCAAAUUUGAUGGGUCUGUGAUAUGAAUCCAUUCUUCCAGGGGAAGAGAAAUCCACUGAUGCCUCCUUGCCAAAUUUCCCUAUCUGACAUGAAAAGCUGGAAGAGGUGAACCCCAUGACUUCCAAGCCAUGGAAAGACUGUGUGUCUCCAGACUUUCUGCUCAAGCUGCCAUUAUUGUUUUUUGGCUCUGGACUCAACAGUCCAUUGUUGUAGUUUGUGACUUGGAAACUCGUCCUUCUUCUGUUCUCCAGGUGUGUCACCUGAUCAUCUGCUCAGUAGGCUUCUGAACCCUCACAGCUUACCAACCAACCCAUCAUUUUGUCAAUGGUCAGCUCACAAGCCAAGAGACACCCCUCCCCCGCACGCUUUUUGCAUUAAAUUUUUGGCACUUUGUGGAGACAUCACUUGGGAAUCUUCUCUGUAAUGGACAAGGGGCAGUCUUUGAAAGCUCUAGACAUCUCAAGCUGUUCCUUGGGCCAUUGGGAAGGCCCUCAACAUCAGCAUCUCCAGCAACCAAUCUCCCAUCAGCAAUGUCUUCUUUCCUCCUCUACUCAACAAUGAUCUUCAUCUGGGUUGUUUGACCCAAGACCAACAGCAGCAAACGCUCCUACCUGGAUUUCUUUGAAGCUGAGAACAUCUGUCAAGGGGAUUGAAAGAGAAUCAAGGAAUGAAGAGGCUAUUCGGUGCUGCUUCAGAGAUUCUGGUGCUGGUGCAGUUAAACCCCUUCCCCACUUUUUCUCCCCCACAACCCAGUCUCUGUCUCAUCUAAUGUGUAUGACAUGGUGAUGAUAACCUUUGUGUGCCCAGUUCUCCACUGUUAAUUCCUUUCAUAUUCUUUGGCUCGCAGAAGUGCACUUCCCCCUUUCUCCCAAGCUUUCCAAACAUCAUGGCCAACUGUUUGAAGAUCUACCUUAAAUACACCCUGCCACACACACAUGCACACUUCUCUGUUGUUUGUUUGUAAUAUACUGGAACAGAGCAAAUAAAAAAGUGUGAAUCAUCUGGAACAAAAA
Molecule: messenger RNA, 6993 nt
Organism: Ahaetulla prasina
Lineage: Eukaryota; Metazoa; Chordata; Lepidosauria; Squamata; Colubridae
Gene: PALM
Product: paralemmin
Exons: 9
Coding region: 297-1469 (390 amino acids)
Biological process (GO): regulation of cell shape
Cellular component (GO): membrane
Source: RefSeq, a predicted model, not a curated record